GUGGUGUCUGACGGGUCUACUUUAUCACACUCCAGGUGGUAUUGAAUUGAGAUAUUGAUGACAUGCUUCGGCAGUGUCGCGAGAUCUAGACGACUCGACCUGAUUUUCUCUGUUUGGGACAAGACGUGCGCAUGUUGGAAGAACCGCACGUGCUUUCUCGGAUGAGUUGAUGAUUGGCGCAUGUCGUAAGGCUGUUCAAUGCCUUAAACCUCUUGCUCCGUUAGGGCACUGUGGCUUCUCCCACAUGUAAUGUACUCGUCCGACAAUCUCCGCCCUCGCAUGUGAUCAGACGUUCGAGUUCGCGAGGAUUCUCCGUCUCAUCUCAGGCGUGACAUUCCCGGUCUGAGCAAGAUGUCGCUUCAGAAGCAGCUGGGUGACUACAAGCGUGAGCUCGCUGAUACCGCAGCUCGCAAUUCCGCCUUCACUCGUCCCCAGGCAGCUGCAGCCAACCCACCAAAGCGCGCUCAUGGUGCCGCCUUCUCGAGCAGUCAAAGCACGACCGCGACACCCGCCGCCGCCGCAGCAACUGCGCCGGCCGUCGCGCCUGGAGGCCACAGUGAACUGCUCACGCAAGUGAUCUACGCCAUCGACUAUAUAAAGACGAAGACGGGAUCGUUGGUACCCUUCGAUGACAUCACGAACUACCUCUCAUUACCGGUGGACGCCCGCAAGAACUUUAUACCUAACAUUCAGAAGGCUCUCGCGGCCAACGAGCGCGUCACAUUCAUCCCAAAGUCUCAAAGCGAAAAUGGCAAGGACAGUUUCAAGUACAGGCCACCACACCCGGUAACCGAUGGCGAUGAGCUGAAGAUCUAUCUCGCACGGCAACCGACGUCUCAGGGAAUCUCGGUGAAGGAAUUGAAAGAUGGGUGGCCGGACUGCAUAUCUGCCAUUGAUGCAUUAGAGAAGGAGGGACACGUGCUGGUCAUUCGCAACAAGAAGGAUAACACGCCCAAAAUGGUCUGGUUCGAUUCGCCGACGUUCCAUGUCAAAAUCGAUUCGGAUUUCGCGGAUUUCUGGAACAAGACCAAGUUGCCUUCGACGGAGGCUGAGAUCCGAAGCGAGCUGGAGAAUGCGGGCCUCACAUCUACCAGUCAGGUCAAGGAGGUGAAGAUGAUGAACAUGAAGAAGGACCGAAAGCGUGCAGCACGACGCGGGGGCAAGACCACGAAUCAUCACAUGACUGGCAUCCUCAAGGAUUACUCCAAGCGAUGAUUCAUGUUCGUUUUUUGGAGUGUUUAGUUUGAUUUAUCUCGACAGUUUUUUAAGCGUGGUGUUGGGGCUUUGAUUUCACUGGGGCUGACCUGAUGUACAAAAAAUUGACUGUUCUAUUCGAGACAAGGAUCGAAUUGAAUAGGGGACACAAGUUCGAGCAUAGACUGCAAUUGUUAUUACUACUUAUGUUCCUCGCGGAUUGUAUCCAAAUCCACGUUGACCUCAAUAUAGCCGGACCACUGCCCCAUCAUCUCA
Dissoconium aciculare CBS 342.82 is the source of this 1470-nucleotide messenger RNA. Its product is annotated as transcription initiation factor IIE, beta subunit. NCBI's taxonomy places the organism in Eukaryota, Fungi, Ascomycota, Dothideomycetes, Mycosphaerellales, Dissoconiaceae. The transcript has a single exon. Gene Ontology annotation, biological process: transcription initiation at RNA polymerase II promoter. Gene Ontology annotation, cellular component: transcription factor TFIIE complex. The record is from RefSeq and is a predicted model, not a curated record. Bases 352 to 1215 code for a protein of 287 amino acids.